AUGUUUAGAGCGAUGAGCACGAGGAAAGGUCGCCGGGGAUACGAUCAAUUAAUCAGCGAACCCACCGCCGACGAUCUAUUAUCAGAGCCUCAGAUGAUCAGAUCCACAACGUUGCCUCCGAAUUUCUUCGGCGAUUUACCGGCGAAGUUUGUUCCAGAACCGAAAGUCCCAAAUUUCAUACAAAGAGAAGCGAAGAAACUGAGCAAACUUGAUCCCCUUUUCAGCUUAUUCGAGAAGAAAAGCCGGAAGAAGAAGGCGACAGCUAAACCAGAGUUCGCAAGAUACAUGCAAUACCUCAAGGAAGGAGGUAGUUGGAAUCCUAAUUCAACUAUGCCUGUAAUCUACUGA
Messenger RNA from Lactuca virosa, 348 nucleotides. Lineage: Eukaryota; Viridiplantae; Streptophyta; Magnoliopsida; Asterales; Asteraceae. The record is from the annotation of a GenBank genome assembly.